AUGAGGCAUCUUUCAGGUUCGUUCACGACGGCGACCCUGCUAACCUUCUGCCUUCUGCCGCUGCUGUUGCAGGUGGCACAGAGCAGCAACGGCGAUUUUAGCUAUUUUUACGGCAAGAUCGCCCCGACGGACACGCUGUGCGCGAAGAAGGUUGUCGGCAUCGGCACCAAGACGCCGGUGCAGGUGGAUUACAGCAGCGCCCAGCGUCCGAUAACAGCUGUCAGCCUGGACGCGUCGAACGUGGCCUAUCAGGGUUUCAACGUGUUCGUCGCCGGCGGUGCCAUCGGCCAGCAGCGCAUCACGUUCAGCCUGACCGGACCGUGGAUUUUGCCGUACUACAUCGAGCUGGACUAUUACUGUGGCCAACGGUAG
Messenger RNA from Anopheles coustani, 372 nucleotides. RefSeq lists its product as uncharacterized. The record is from RefSeq and is a predicted model, not a curated record. Lineage: Eukaryota; Metazoa; Arthropoda; Insecta; Diptera; Culicidae. The transcript has 2 exons. Bases 1 to 372 code for a protein of 123 amino acids.